This is a messenger RNA of Venustampulla echinocandica, 741 nucleotides long. RefSeq lists its product as uncharacterized. Gene Ontology annotation, biological process: secondary metabolite biosynthetic process. The coding region runs from base 1 to 741 and encodes 246 amino acids. Gene Ontology annotation, cellular component: nucleus; cytoplasm. Lineage: Eukaryota; Fungi; Ascomycota; Leotiomycetes; Helotiales; Pleuroascaceae. The record is from RefSeq and is a predicted model, not a curated record. The transcript has 2 exons.
AUGGCACCCCUCCCCCGCAUAGCAUGCUUCCACGGGGGCGGCUCCUCAAGCGCCAUCUUUGCCGUGCAAGCCGCGCAGCUAGAGCGCGAAAUACACCAGGAAUUCGAGCUCGUCUUCUUCGAUGGGCCGUUCCUGAGCGGUCCCGGUCCCGGGGUCCUGCCCGCUUUCGAUUCCGAGUUAUACCAACCGUAUCGCACCUGGUUUAAGCGGGACGAGAAGGUGGAGGGGUGGGCUGAUAUUGCACCGGAUGGAAGUGGGUUUGAUGGGAAGAUUGGAGGGAAAGAUGGCGUGGAGAGAGUUUGGGAGUUGAUGAAGAAGGCUGGCGGGAAGGGGAAAGGCGAGUGGGUUGCUGCUAUGGGGUUUAGUCAAGGAACGAGGGUUGUGGGGGGUUUAUUACUGGAUCAGCAAAGGAGGAGGGAGAAGGGGCUGCUAAAGGAUGAUGAUAUUGUUUUGAAGUUUGGGAUAUUGUGUAUGGGGAGUUUUGCCCCUAUGAUAUCCGCGGUUUCUCGUGAUGCCGACAAGCUCGACCUCAUCAGAAUCCCGACGCUACAUCUUCACGGGACAAAAGAUGACAAUUACGUCAAUGGAAAGAAGCAGCUGGCGACCUACUACGAUCCGCAGACGGCGAAAGGGCUAGAGAUUGAGUAUCAUCAUGCGAUGCCGUGGAAUAGGGAUGAUUUGCUGGGUUUCGCGAAGCUUAUUCGGCAGAUGUGGAAGGGUGUGCAGGAGAGUGGGAUUUGA